CCGCCGGCGGAGCUGGCGUCCUCUUCUCCACCUGUCCAUCGAGACACGUCGAGUCACUUCCUUCCCACUUGUCAUUCGAGUGCCGCCAAAUGCGGCAACAGCGGCGGCGGCGUCGCCUCUGCUGAUGCAGCCGCCGGCGGAGCUGGCGUCCUCUUCUCCACCUGUCCAUCGAGACACGUCGAGUCACUUCCUUCCCACUUGUCAUUCGAGUGCCGCCAAAUGCGGCAACAGCGGCGGCGGCGUCGCCUCUGCGGCGGCGGCGUCGCCUCUGGUGAUGCAGCCGCCGGCGGAGCUGUCGUCCUCUUCUCCACCUGUCCAUCGAGACACGUCGAGUCACUUCCUUCCCACUUGUCAUUCGAGUGCCGCCAAAUGCGGCAACAGCGGCGGCGGCGUCGCCUCUGGUGAUGCAGCCGCCGGCGGAGCUGGCGUCCUCUUCUCCACCUGUCCAUCGAGACACGUCCUGGAGCUGUCCGAGGAGCGCCAGCCCCCAGGACCCUCAACGUCAGGUUCCCAGCUGCCGUACUUCCGCCAUGCCCACACGCACACCGGCACCGUACCGCCAGGUCGGCCCUCACCGCUCUCCGCGGGCCCGCGCGCCAGUGGGCGGCCGGAAGCUGCAGGCGCUGGCGGCGGCGGCGGUCGUGGCGGUGUUGGAAAUGACCGCAACGAUACCAAUAGUGACAACAGUGAAGAUCUGAGUGACGAAGACAGCUUCUUAAUGCUGGAGGAAGUUGCGCCGCCGCCAAGGAAGCCGCCGCCGCCACCGUCAGCACCACCGGGAGGAGGUGUACGGCAGUCUUCCGUGCUGCUGCCUCCACCACCGCCCCGUGCGAGCGGAUCGCGUAACGGGAGGUUGGCGGAGGUGGCAUUCGUCGCGCACGCCCGGGGCGGCGGCGGCUCUUCAGCCGACGUCGACGGUGUCGCCCCGGUUGAAGACGGGACGGGAGCCGGCGGCGGGGCGGGGAGUGAGGACCGAGAGGGGCCUAGCCUGAUGACCAGUACCGUGCUACGUCGAGGAACAAGAGCACUGGCGCCCCCCCUGGCACCGGGCACCGGACUGCCCUCGGGAAGCCCCACAGCGCCGCGCACAGCCGCCGCCGCAUCUGCCGUACAGUGCCUUUCUGAGCUGCUACAGCUGUUACGGCUGCUGGCGGAGGGGGAUUUGGACACGGCGCGGGCUCGAGAGCGCCGCUUGCCGUUACAGCUGGGGACCCUGGCUGGUGGCGGCGGCAGCGGCGGCGGCGGUGACCCACAGCUGAGCAUCCGCCGGGGCCCUGGUGACAGCGCUGAUGGGCGUUGCUACUACUCGGCAGGGGCUACGAGCCUUGGCCAGCGUGCUACGAUGUAUGCCCAUGUUGCGCGAGAGAUGACGGCGAGGGAAGCGGCAGGUGGCGCAGUGGAGGAGCGUGUGCCUGCUAACUCCCGUGCAGCCCGUUCGGACACUCACGUCCACGGCAUGGACACCGGUCUUGGGGUUCGGUGUCGGUCCUUUGGGCUGUGA
Messenger RNA from Volvox carteri f. nagariensis, 1501 nucleotides. RefSeq lists its product as uncharacterized. The record is from RefSeq and is a predicted model, not a curated record. The annotation marks the transcript as partial. NCBI's taxonomy places the organism in Eukaryota, Viridiplantae, Chlorophyta, Chlorophyceae, Chlamydomonadales, Volvocaceae. The transcript is spliced from 6 exons.